GCUCUCGCAUCUGUUCCGACCUCAGAACGUCAGUCUCAGCAAUUAACCCCCAGAUUUCUCUGCAAUUGAUCAAAAUGGGCGGCGGCGGCAAGAUCCCCUACCCUAAGCACGUCUGGUCACCAGCAGGUGGCUGGUACUCUCAACCUUCGAACUGGAAAGCGAAUACGGCAGUCUUUGGGGUUGUCAUUGUCGGUAUUACGGCUAUGAUGUGGAAGUUGAGCGCAGACAGGGAGGUGCGGACAAGAUUUCCAGAAGAAGGACGAUUCUUCCCAAGCCGAUAUUGGAGCAAGCAAAUCAUCGAGCAUGAGAAGAGCGCAAAGGGCGGAUCAUAGAACGAUGUUGAGGACGAUAGACUUGUACAUAUCUCGGGAGUCUUGAAUGGAUUGGGUCCACGCAACAUAAGAACCGAUAAUUUCUGUGAUUGUGAUUUAUGUUGCUCCACAGGGACUGAAUUCUGAAUUUUGGGAGGAUAGCGCAAGCUAUACACCGUGAGAUUCGGAGUGGAUCCUCUUCAAGC
This is a messenger RNA of Mollisia scopiformis, 517 nucleotides long. RefSeq lists its product as uncharacterized. The record is from RefSeq and is a predicted model, not a curated record. The coding region runs from base 75 to 332 and encodes 85 amino acids. Lineage: Eukaryota; Fungi; Ascomycota; Leotiomycetes; Helotiales; Mollisiaceae. The transcript is spliced from 4 exons.